This is a messenger RNA of Cervus elaphus (red deer), 15322 nucleotides long. It is a transcript of the gene MYCBP2, whose product is annotated as MYC binding protein 2. The record is from RefSeq and is a predicted model, not a curated record. Gene Ontology annotation, cellular component: nucleus. Lineage: Eukaryota; Metazoa; Chordata; Mammalia; Artiodactyla; Cervidae. The transcript is spliced from 85 exons. Bases 290 to 14605 code for a protein of 4771 amino acids.
UGGCUCCGGCGGUGGCAGCGGAGGCGGCGGCGGGUGCAGCGGCGGCACCGCCUCCUCCUCACACGCCCGGGGUGGCGGGGUUAGAUGAGCGGCCCCAGUAGUGGCGAGGGCGGCGCGGGGGGGAGGAGGAGAAGAAGGAGGAGAAGGAGGAGGUCGCUGUCUUUGUAGUCUCAGCUGCUGCGGGAGCCAGAGGCCGCCGCCGGAGCCGUCGUCGUUGGAAAAGGGCUGUGUGUGCGCGCGCGUGUCUGCCUGCCCGGCCCGCGGGGACGAGGCGGCGGCGGCGAGGAGGAUGAUGUGCGCAGCUACCGCCUCUCCUGCCGCCGCCUCCUCGGGGCCCGGCGGAGAGGGAUUCUUCCCGGCCGCUACCAUCUCUUCCUCCCCGGCGCCGGGGGCGCUGUUCAUGCCGCUUCCCGAGGGCUCCUUGGCGGCCGCGGGGCUGGGGCUGGGGCUGCCGGCCCCGGACUCCCGGGGUCACUACCAGCUGCUCCUGUCAGGCCGGGCCCUGGCCGACCGCUACCGGAGGAUUUACACAGCUGCGCUCAGUGACAGGGACCAGGGGGGCAGCAGCGCUGGACACCCGGCCUCCAGGAAUAAGAAAAUUUUAAAUAAGAAGAAGUUGAAAAGAAAACAGAAGAGCAAAUCAAAAGUGAAGACAAGAAGCAAGUCGGAGAACUUGGAGAAUACGGUAAUCAUACCAGAUAUCAAACUACAUAGCAAUCCUUCUGCAUUUAAUAUUUAUUGCAAUGUACGCCAUUGCGUUCUGGAAUGGCAGAAAAAGGAAACAUCGUUGGCAGCGGCUUCUAAGAACUCUGUGCAGAGCGGAGAAUCAGAUAGUGAUGAAGAGGAGGAAUCCAAAGAGCCCCCUAUCAAGCUUCCAAAGAUCAUUGAAGUUGGACUUUGUGAAGUUUUUGAAUUGAUCAAGGAGACACGAUUUUCUCAUCCAUCCUUGUGCCUCAGGAGUCUCCAAGCCCUGCUUAACGUGCUUCAGGGUCAGCAACCGGAAGGCCUUCAGUCAGAGCCACCCGAGGUCCUAGAGUCUCUCUUCCAGCUCCUUUUGGAAAUCACUGUUCGAAGUACUGGAAUGAACGACAGCACAGGACAGUCUCUGACAGCACUUUCCUGCGCUUGUCUCUUCAGUCUGGUGGCUUCCUGGGGAGAGACAGGAAGGACACUCCAGGCCAUCUCUGCUAUCCUCACCAACAAUGGCAGCCACGCUUGCCAAACUAUUCAGGUGCCAAUGAUACUAAAUUCACUACAGAGAAGUGUACAGGCAGUGUUGGUGGGAAAAAUUCAAAUUCAGGACUGGUUUAGCAAUGGCAUUAAGAAAGCAGCUUUAAUGCACAAGUGGCCAUUAAAAGAAAUAUCUGUUGAUGAAGAUGAUCAAUGUCUACUUCAGAAUGAUGGAUUUUUUCUUUAUCUGUUAUGCAAAGAUGGAUUGUACAAAAUCGGCUCUGGAUACAGUGGAACGGUUAGGGGCCAUAUAUAUAAUUCUACAUCUCGCAUCAGAAACAGAAAAGAAAAAAAGUCUUGGUUAGGGUAUGCUCAGGGUUAUUUAUUGUAUAGAGAUGUGAAUAACCACAGCAUGACAGCCAUACGAAUAAGCCCUGAAACACUGGAACAGGAUGGCACUGUGCUGUUACCAGAUUGUCACACUGAAGGUCAAAAUAUUUUAUUCACUGAUGGAGAAUAUAUUAAUCAGAUAGCUGCUUCCAGAGAUGACGGGUUUGUUGUCAGAAUAUUUGCUACGAGCACAGAACCUGUGCUACAGCAAGAAUUACAGCUUAAACUGGCCAGAAAAUGCUUGCAUGCCUGUGGUAUCUCGCUAUUUGAUCUGGAAAAGGACUUGCAUAUUAUAAGCACCGGAUUUGAUGAGGAGUCAGCAGUUCUUGGUGCAGGACGAGAGUUUGCACUAAUGAAAACAGCAAAUGGAAAGAUAUAUUACACUGGCAAAUACCAGAGUCUCGGAAUCAAACAAGGUGGUCCUUCAGCAGGAAAAUGGGUUGAGCUACCAAUUACGAAAUCCCCAAAGAUCGUGCACUUUUCCGUUGGACAUGAUGGCUCUCACGCCCUUUUAGUUGCAGAAGAUGGAAGCAUAUUCUUCACAGGAUCUGCCAGUAAAGGAGAGGAUGGAGAAUCGACUAAGAGCAGGCGGCAAUCAAAACCUUACAAGCCUAAGAAGAUAAUUAAGAUGGAAGGAAAGAUUGUGGUGUAUACAGCCUGCAAUAAUGGAAGUAGUUCUGUUAUUUCUAAAGAUGGAGAGCUGUACAUGUUUGGAAAAGAUGCCAUUUACUCUGAUAGUUCAAGUUUGGUAACAGAUUUGAAGGGCCAUUUUGUAACUCAGGUAGCUAUGGGCAAAGCUCAUACGUGUGUCUUAAUGAAGAAUGGAGAAGUUUGGACAUUCGGUGUGAAUAAUAAAGGACAGUGUGGACGAGACACUGGUGCCAUGAGCCAAGGUGGGAAAGGGUUUGGAGUUGAAAAUAUGGCAACAGCAAUGGAUGAGGACCUGGAAGAGGAGCUGGACGAGAAGGACGAGAAGUCCGUGAUGUGCCCCCCGGGCAUGCACAAGUGGAAGUUGGAGCAGUGCAUGGUGUGCACCGUGUGCGGAGACUGCACGGGCUACGGGGCCAGCUGCGUCAGCAGCGGGCGUCCGGACAGAGUCCCCGGCGGGAUCUGUGGUUGUGGUUCUGGAGAAUCUGGCUGUGCUGUAUGUGGAUGUUGCAAGGCUUGUGCAAGAGAAUUGGAUGGUCAAGAGGCAAGACAAAGAGGAAUUCUUGACGCAGUGAAAGAGAUGAUACCUUUAGAUCUUCUGUUAGCUGUCCCAGUGCCCGGGGUUAACAUUGAAGAACACCUUCAGUUACGCCAAGAAGAGAAACGGCAACGUGUAAUCAGGAGACACAGAUUAGAUGAAGGAAGAGGCCCCCUUGUAUUUGCUGGUCCUAUUUUUAUGAACCACCGAGAACAGGCUCUAGCCAGACUCAGAUCCCAUCCAGCACAGCUAAAGCAUAAGCGGGACAAGCACAAAGAUGGAAGUGGAGAACGAGGAGAAAAGGAUGCAAGCAAAAUCACAACAUACCCUCCAGGCUCCGUGCGAUUUGACUGUGAGCUCCGGGCAGUACAAGUCAGCUGUGGAUUUCACCACUCAGUGGUUUUAAUGGAAAAUGGCGACGUCUACACAUUUGGGUAUGGGCAACAUGGGCAGCUCGGACAUGGAGAUGUCAAUUCCAGGGGAUGUCCCACUCUUGUUCAAGCAUUGCCAGGCCCUAGCACACAAGUUACCGCAGGCAGUAACCACACGGCAGCGCUUUUAAUGGAUGGACAGGUCUUCACAUUCGGAAGCUUUUCUAAAGGACAGCUGGGUAGACCAAUUCUGGAUGUGCCAUAUUGGAAUGCAAAACCAGCUCCCAUGCCUAACAUUGGAUCAAAAUACGGAAGGAAAGCUACCUGGAUAGGCGCAAGUGGGGACCAGACUUUCUUACGAAUUGAUGAAGCACUUAUUAAUUCUCAUGUGCUUGCUACAUCAGAAAUUUUUGCCAGUAAACACAUUAUAGGCUUGGUACCUGCUUCUAUAUCAGAGCCUCCUCCAUUUAAGUGUCUUCUGAUAAAUAAAGUGGAUGGGAGUUGUAAAACUUUUAAUGACUCUGAACAAGAGGACCUGCAAGGAUUUGGUGUCUGUCUUGAUCCUGUGUAUGAUGUCAUUUGGAGGUUUCGGCCAAGCACUAGAGAACUGUGGUGUUACAACGCGGUGGUUGCCGAUGCCCGACUUCCCUCUGCAGCAGACAUGCAGUCCCGAUGCAGCAUUCUGAGUCCCGAGCUGGCCUUACCGACGGGCUCGAGGGCUCUCACCACCCGCUCUCACGCAGCUUUGCACAUUUUAGGUUGUCUUGAUACCUUGGCAACUAUGCAGGAUUUAAAAAUGGGUGUUGCGAGCACAGAGGAGGAAACUCAAGCAGUGAUGAAGGUUUAUUCCAAAGAAGAUUAUAGUGUAGUAAACAGGUUUGAAAGUCAUGGAGGGGGCUGGGGCUACUCUGCUCACUCCGUGGAAGCUAUACGUUUUAGUGCCGACACCGAUAUUUUACUUGGUGGUCUUGGUCUGUUUGGAGGUAGAGGAGAAUAUACUGCUAAAAUUAAGCUGUUUGAGUUAGGUCCUGAUGGAGGCGAUCAUGAAACUGACGGAGACCUUCUUGCAGAGACGGAUGUCUUGGCUUAUGACUGUGCUGCUAGGGAAAAAUAUGCAAUGAUGUUUGAUGAACCAGUCCUCCUGCAGGCAGGCUGGUGGUAUGUAGCCUGGGCGCGAGUGUCAGGACCCAGCAGUGACUGUGGAUCUCACGGACAAGCCUCUAUUACCACAGAUGAUGGGGUUGUUUUCCAGUUUAAAAGUUCAAAGAAAUCAAAUAAUGGCACAGAUGUUAAUGCUGGUCAGAUACCUCAAUUAUUAUACAGACUUCCAACUAGUGAUGGCAGUGCUUCAAAGGGCAAACAGCAAACCAGUGAACCUGUACAUAUUUUAAAGAGAUCUUUUGCAAGAACUGUCUCAGUGGAAUGUUUUGAGUCAUUGUUGAGUAUUCUUCACUGGAGCUGGACCACCUUAGUCUUAGGAGUUGAAGAACUUAGAGGAUUAAAAGGAUUCCAGUUUACAGCUACGCUUCUAGAUUUAGAGAGACUGCGCUUUGUAGGCACCUGUUGUCUGAGGUUAUUGCGUGUCUAUACCUGUGAAAUUUACCCAGUGUCAGCUACAGGAAAAGCUGUUGUAGAAGAAACUAGCAAGUUAGCAGAAUGUAUUGGAAAAACCAGAACUUUGUUAAGAAAAAUUUUGUCCGAAGGAGUUGACCACUGCAUGGUGAAACUGGAUAAUGACCCCCAAGGAUAUCUCAGUCAACCCUUGAGUCUCCUAGAAGCUGUCCUUCAGGAAUGUCAUAAUACCUUCACUGCCUGUUUCCAUUCUUUCUAUCCAACUCCUGCCUUACAGUGGGCUUGCCUUUGUGACCUGCUGAAUUGUUUGGAUCAGGAUAUCCAAGAGGCAAACUUCAAGACGUCAAGCAGCCGGCUCCUUGCAGCUGUGAUGUCAGCUCUGUGUCACACGUCCGUCAAGCUGACUUCCAUCUUCCCUAUCGCAUAUGAUGGAGAAGUACUGCUACGGUCAAUUGUUAAACAAGUUAGCACAGAGAACGACUCCACACUGGUUCACCGAUUUCCCCUUUUGGUAGCACAUAUGGAAAAACUCAGCCAGAAUGAAGAGAAUAUCUCCGGUAUGACAAGCUUCCGUGAAGUUCUGGAGAAAAUGCUGGUAAUUGUGGUGCUCCCCGUCAGAAACAGCCUGAGGAGAGAAAACGAGCUCUUCUCCUCCCACCUGGUCUCCAACACCUGCGGAUUGCUGGCCAGCAUUGUCAGUGAACUGACAGCAUCUGCCCUGGGAUCUGAGGUUGAUGGCCUUAAUUCUCUUCACUCUGUUAAAGCCAGUGCUAACCGAUUCACAAAGACAAGUCAGGGGAGAAGUUGGAACACCGGGAAUGGGUCCCCAGAUGCCAUCUGUUUUUCGGUAGACAAGCCUGGAAUAGUUGUGGUCGGUUUUUCUGUCUAUGGAGGAGGUGGAAUUCAUGAAUAUGAAUUAGAGGUUUUGGUUGAUGAUAGUGAGCAUGCAGGGGAUUCAACUCAUUCUCACAGAUGGACAUCUCUAGAAUUAGUCAAAGGAACUUACACAACAGAUGAUUCACCCAGUGAUAUAGCUGAAAUCAGACUUGACAAAGUUGUUCCUUUAAAGGAAAAUGUUAAAUACGCUGUGCGCUUGAGGAACUAUGGAAGCCGCACAGCCAAUGGAGAUGGAGGAAUGACCACGGUCCAGUGCCCUGAUGGCGUGACGUUCACGUUCAGUACAUGCAGCUUGAGCAGUAAUGGCACAAACCAAACCAGAGGGCAGAUUCCCCAGAUACUCUACUACAGGAGUGAAUUUGAUGGAGAUUUACAAUCCCAACUUCUAAGCAAAGCCAAUGAAGAAGAUAAAAACUGUAGCCGAGCUCUCUCUGUGGUAAGCACUGUUGUUCGAGCGGCAAAAGACCUCUUGCACAGAGCUCUUGCUGUGGAUGCUGAUGACAUUCCAGAGCUGCUUAGCUCCUCCAGUCUGUUUUCCAUGCUGCUUCCCCUUAUUAUAGCCUACAUAGGACCAGUAGCUGCUGCUAUUCCUAAGGUGGCUGUAGAAGUCUUUGGACUUGUCCAACAGUUACUUCCUUCAGUUGCCAUUCUGAAUCAGAAGUAUGCACCCCCUGCCUUCAAUCCUAAUCAGUCAACAGACAGUACCACAGGAAACCAGCCUGAGCAAGGCCUGUCUGCCUGUACGACCUCUAAUCACUAUGCCGUCAUAGAGAGCGAGCACCCCUAUAAGCCUGCGUGUGUCAUGCACUACAAGGUGACAUUCCCAGAGUGCGUGCGGUGGAUGACGCUCGAGUUUGACCCUCAGUGUGGCACUGCGCAGUCAGAAGACGUCCUCCGUUUGUUGAUCCCCGUUAGAACUGUUCAGAAUUCAGGAUAUGGACCAAAGUUGACAGCUGUUCAUGAAAAUCUGAAUUCCUGGAUAGAACUAAAGAAAUUUUCAGGGUCCUCUGGGUGGCCUACUAUGGUUUUAGUGUUGCCAGGGAAUGAGGCCCUUUUUUCAUUGGAGACUGCAUCAGAUUAUGUGAAAGAUGACAAAGCUUCUUUCUAUGGUUUCAAAUGUUUUGCAAUUGGAUAUGAGUUUAGCCCUGGACCUGAUGAGGGAGUCAUUCAGUUGGAAAAAGAACUAGCUAAUCUCGGUGGGGUUUGUGCAGCAGCUUUGAUGAAAAAGGAUUUAGCACUUCUUAUUGGUAAUGAAUUAGAGGAGGAUCUUGAAAUUCUUGAAGAGGCUGCUUUACAGGUGUGCAAAACCCAUUCUGGUAUUCUUGGAAAGGGUUUAGCUCUUUCUCAUUCACCAACUAUAUUGGAGGCACUGGAAGGAAACUUACCACUUCAAAUCCAGAGCAAUGAACAAUCGUUUCUGGACGAUUUUAUUGCCUGUGUUCCAGGAUCAAGUGGUGGAAGGCUUGCAAGGUGGCUUCAGCCAGAUUCCUAUGCUGAUCCUCAGAAAACAUCUUUGAUUCUGAAUAAGGAUGAUAUUCGGUGUGGUUGGCCUACCACCAUCACGGUGCAAACGAAAGACCAGUAUGGGGAUGUGGUACACGUUCCCAACAUGAAGGUGGAAGUGAAAGCCGUUCCUGUUUCUCAGAAAAAAACAUCUUUACAACAAGAGCAAGUAAAGAAACCUCAGAGGAUUCCUGGUAGCCCUGCAGUACCACCUGCAUCUGCUGAUAGUGACAUGACCUUUGGCGGACUGGCAUCCCCAAAGCUGGAUGUUUCGUAUGAACCCAUGAUAGUGAAGGAGGCUCGAUAUAUUGCCAUAACAAUGAUGAAGGUUUAUGAAAAUUACUCAUUUGAAGAACUGCGUUUUGCAUCACCAACUCCUAAGAGACCCAGUGAGAAUAUGCUGAUUCGUGUUAAUAAUGAUGGCACUUACUGUGCCAACUGGACUCCAGGGGCUAUUGGGCUCUACACUAUUCAUGUUACCAUCGAUGGCAUUGAAAUAGAUGCUGGCCUAGAAGUCAAAGUAAAAGACCCACCAAAAGGAAUGAUACCACCAGGAACUCAGCUGGUCAAACCAAAGACUGAGCCUCAACCAAAUAAGGUUCGAAAAUUUGUGGCCAAGGACAGUGCGGGGCUCCGUAUCCGCAGCCACCCUUCCCUUCAGAGUGAGCAGAUAGGCAUAGUGAAGGUCAAUGGAACCAUCACUUUCAUUGAUGAGAUCCACAAUGAUGAUGGUGUGUGGCUGAGGCUGAAUGAUGAGACGAUAAAGAAGUACGUUCCUAACAUGAAUGGUUACACCGAAGCCUGGUGCCUCUCUUUUAAUCAGCAUCUUGGGAAAAGUCUUCUGGUCCCUGUUGACGAACCUAAAACUAAUACUGAUGACUUUUUCAAAGACAUAAACUCCUGCUGCCCACAGGAAGCCACAAUGCAAGAACAAGAUAUGCCGUUCUUGCGAGGAGGGCCAGGCAUGUACAAGGUAGUGAAGACGGGACCUUCCGGUCACAACAUCAGAAGCUGCCCUAACCUUAGAGGUAUCCCAAUUGGAAUGUUAGUUCUGGGAAACAAAGUCAAAGCAGUGGGAGAGGUAACCAAUUCUGAAGGUACAUGGGUGCAGCUGGAUAAGAACAGCAUGGUAGAGUUCUGUGAGAGUGAUGAAGGAGAGGCAUGGUCCUUAGCUAGAGACAGAGGCGGAAACCAGUACCUCCGACAUGAAGAUGAACAAGUUCUUCUGGAUCAAAAUUCUCAAACUCCUCCUCCAAGCCCUUUCUCAGUACAAGCUUUUAAUAAAGGGGCAAGCUGCAGUGCCCAAGGAUUUGAUUAUGGACUUGGAAAUAAUAAAGUCUUGACUGUUUUGCCCACUGCAGGUGACCAACUGAGUGCCAUAUUGAAUUCCAUUCAGUCACGACCCAAUCUCCCAGCUCCUUCCAUCUUUGAUCAAGCUGCAAAACCUCCCUCUUCCCUAGUCCACAGCCCAUUUGUGUUUGGACAGCCCCUUUCCUUCCAGCAGCCUCAGCUUCAGAAAUCUCCAUCUCGCAACCUUGCUUCUCGUGAGCGCAUUUACAAAAAUUAUGGUGUAGCUGGGCCUGCCUCUGCUCUCUCAUCUCUGUCUCACAAACUGAAGGGUGACCGAGGAACUAUCUCAACAUCUGCUAGACCCGUCUGUACAUCAGGAAAAUCAGAACUGUCCUCCAAACACAGCAGAACACUUAAACCUGAUGGACGUAUGAGCCGGACUACUGCUGACCAGAAGAAGCCAAGGGGUACAGAAGGGCUAUCGGCUAGUGAAUCUCUCAUGUUGAAAUCUGAUGCUGCAAAGUUGCGGUCAGAUUCUCAUAGUCGGUCAUUGUCCCCCAACCACAACACCUUGCAGACACUAAAAUCUGACGGGAGGAUGUCUUCCGGCUUCAGAGCCGAGUCCCCAGGCCCAGGUUCUCGGUCAUCCUCUCCCAAGCCAAAGACGCUCCCAGCCAAUAGGUCUAGCCCAUCCGGUGCUAGUUCUCCACGAUCCUCCUCACCGCAUGAUAAAAAUCUACCUCAGAAAAGCACUGCUCCUGUUAAGACGAAACUCGAUCCUCCCCGGGAACGUUCCAAAUCGGAUUCUUACACCCUUGAUCCAGAUACCCUCCGCAAGAAGAAAAUGCCCCUCACAGAACCCUUGAGGGGGCGAUCAACAUCACCAAAACCAAAACCAGUACCAAAGGAUUCUAAAGAUUCCCCCGGAUCCGAAAACAGAGCUCCCUCUCCCCACGUGGUACAAGAAAACCUCCACAGUGAGGUGGUUGAAGUCUGCACCUCAAGUACUUUAAAAACCAACAGCCUAACAGACAGCACCUGUGAUGAGAGCAGUGAAUUUAAGAGUGUGGAUGAAGGUUCAAAUAAAGUGCAUUUCAGCAUAGGGAAAGCACCGCUGAAAGAGGAACAGGAAAUGAGGGCGUCCCCCAAAAUAAGUCGGAAAUGUGCUAACAGGCACACCAGGCCCAAGAAGGAAAAAUCCAGCUUUCUCUUCAAAGGAGAGGGAUCCAAACCUUUGGAGCCAGCCAAACAAGCCAUGUCCCCUUCCGUGGCUGAGUGUGCCCGGGCUGUCUUCGCCUCUUUCCUGUGGCACGAAGGCAUAGUACAUGAUGCCAUGGCUUGUUCUUCUUUCUUAAAAUUUAAUCCGGACCUGUCCAAAGAACACGCUCCUAUAAGAAGUAGCUUAAACAGCCAGCAGCCUACAGAAGAAAAAGAAACCAAAUUAAAAAACAGACACUCGUUGGAAAUAUCAUCAGCACUGAAUAUGUUUAAUAUUGCACCUCAUGGGCCAGACAUAUCUAAAAUGGGUAGCAUCAACAAAAAUAAGGUGUUGUCCAUGCUGAAGGAACCCCCUCUGCAUGAAAAAUGUGAAGACGGGAAAGCCGAGGCCACUUUUGAGAUGUCCACGCACCACGCGACGAAGUCGAAGUCGCCGCUGCCCUUGACGCUGCAGCACCUGGUGGCUUUCUGGGAAGACAUCUCUUUGGCCACUAUCAAAGCAGCGUCCCAGAACAUGAUCUUCCCAAGUCCCGGUUCUUGUGCCGUCCUCAAAAAGAAAGAGUGUGAGAAAGAGAGUAAGAAGGCAAAAAAAGAAAAGAAGAAGAAAGAGAAGACCGAAGUCCGGCCCAGGGGCAAUCUGUUUGGGGAGAUGGCCCAGCUGGCGGUAGGAGGACCAGAGAAAGACACCAUCUGUGAGCUGUGUGGGGAGUCCCACCCGUACCCCGUGACGUACCACAUGAGGCAGGCUCACCCAGGCUGUGGCCGAUAUGCUGGUGGGCAAGGUUACAAUAGCAUCGGGCACUUCUGUGGCGGAUGGGCUGGUAACUGUGGCGACGGUGGCAUAGGAGGAAGCACGUGGUACCUGGUGUGCGAUCGCUGCAGGGAGAAGUACCUCCGCGAGAAACAGGCCGCUGCCCGGGAGAAGGUCAAGCAGUCCAGGAGGAAGCCGAUGCAAGUGAAGACCCCGCGUGCCUUGCCCACCAUGGAGGCCCACCAGGUGAUUAAAGCCAACGCCCUCUUCCUGCUGUCCCUGAGCAGCGCGGCCGAGCCCAGCAUCCUGUGCUACCACCCCGCAAAGCCCUUCCAGUCUCAGCUGCCCAGCGUGAGAGAGGGCAUUUCCGAGGACCUUCCCGUUAAAAUGCCUUGUCUCUACCUGCAGACAUUAGCUAGGCAUCAUCAUGAAAAUUUCGUGGGCUAUCAAGAUGACAACCUAUUCCAGGAUGAAAUGAGGUACCUGCGUUCUACAUCUGUGCCCGCCCCGUACAUAUCAGUAACUCCCGAUGCGAGUCCCAACGUAUUUGAAGAGCCAGAGAGCAACAUGAAGUCCAUGCCACCCAGUUUGGAAACUAGUCCCAUAACUGAUACUGAUCUUGCAAAGAGAACAGUCUUCCAAAGAUCCUACUCCGUUGUUGCUUCUGAAUAUGAUAAACAGCACUCCAUCUUACCUGCACGAGUUAAAGCCAUUCCUCGGAGAAGAGUUAACAGUGGAGACACUGAAGUGGGUUCCUCGCUCUUGAGGCAUCCGUCUCCCGAGCUGUCCCGGCUCAUCUCAGCCCACAGCUCCCUCUCCAAAGGAGAACGGAACUUCCAGUGGCCAGUCUUAGCCUUUGUCAUACAGCAUCAUGAUCUAGAAGGUCUGGAAAUAGCAAUGAAACAGGCGUUAAGGAAAUCUGCUUGUCGAGUUUUUGCUAUGGAGGCUUUCAACUGGCUUCUGUGUAACGUCAUCCAGACCACUUCUCUCCAUGAUAUUCUGUGGCAUUUCGUGGCAUCUCUGACUCCUGCUCCAGUGGAACCAGAGGAAGAAGAGGAUGAGGAAAAUAAAACAAACAAAGAAAAUGCAGAACAAGAGAAAGAUACAAGGGUGUGUGAGCAUCCGCUCUCAGAUAUAGUGAUUGCCGGGGAAGCCGCUCAUCCUUUACCACACACGUUUCACCGCCUACUUCAGACCAUCUCCGAUCUUAUGAUGUCUCUCCCCAGUGGCAGUUCAUUACAGCAGAUGGCCCUGAGGUGCUGGAGUCUGAAAUUCAAGCAAUCUGAUCACCAGUUCCUCCAUCAGAGCAAUGUCUUUCAUCACAUUAACAAUAUUUUGUCAAAAUCAGAUGAUGGAGACAGUGAAGAGAGUUUUAGCAUCAGCAUACAGUCUGGCUUUGAAGCUAUGAGUCAGGAAUUGUGCAUAGUUAUGUGCUUAAAGGACUUAACCAGCAUUGUUGACAUAAAAACUUCAAGCCGACCUGCCAUGAUUGGCAGUUUGACAGAUGGUUCCACAGAAACCUUUUGGGAGUCAGGAGAUGAGGAUAAAAACAAAACUAAGAACAUCACCAUCAACUGUGUAAAAGGCAUCAAUGCCCGCUAUGUAUCUGUUCAUGUGGACAAUUCCCGAGAUCUUGGGAAUAAAGUCACCUCAAUGACCUUCUUAACUGGCAAAGCAGUAGAAGAUUUGUGCAGAAUAAAGCAGGUUGAUCUGGAUUCCAGGCACAUUGGUUGGGUAACAAGUGAACUUCCAGGAGGGGAUAAUCACAUCAUCAAAAUUGAAUUAAAGGGCCCAGAAAAUACACUGAGAGUUCGACAGGUUAAGGUCUUGGGCUGGAAGGAUGGCGAAAGCACAAAAAUUGCUGGCCAGAUCUCAGCCAGUGUGGCCCAGCAAAGGAACUGUGAAGCUGAGACUCUGCGAGUGUUCAGACUUAUUACAUCUCAAGUAUUUGGAAAGCUCAUCUCUGGAGAUGCAGAACCCACACCAGAACAAGAGGAAAAAGCACUGUUGUCAUCGCCUGAAGGAGAGGAAAAAGUAUACAAUGCAACAUCAGAUGCUGACCUGAAAGAACAUAUGGUUGGAAUCAUCUUCAGCAGAAGUAAACUGACUAACCUACAAAAACAGGUGUGUGCUCACAUUGUCCAGGCCAUCCGCAUGGAAGCCACCAGGGUCCGUGAGGAAUGGGAACAUGCCAUAUCAAGCAAAGAAAAUGCCAAUUCCCAGCCCAAUGACGAAGAUGCCUCCUCUGACGCCUACUGCUUUGAGCUGCUCUCCAUGGUCCUGGCCUUGAGCGGCUCUAACGUGGGCCGGCAGUACUUGGCCCAGCAGCUGACCCUGCUCCAGGACCUCUUCUCACUGCUCCACACCGCCUCCCCACGCGUCCAGAGACAGGUGACCUCCUUACUAAGACGAGUUUUGCCUGAAGUGACCCCUAACCGUCUGGCCAGCAUUAUAGGAGUCAAGUCUCUCCCGCCAGCAGAUAUCAGUGACAUUAUUCACUCGACAGAGAAAGGAGAUUGGAAUAAGCUAGGGAUCUUGGACAUGUUUCUAGGCUGCAUCGCCAAAGCCCUCACAGUGCAGCUGAAAGCCAAAGGCACCACCAUCACGGGGACAGCUGGCACCUCCGUGGGCAAGGGAGUGACCACAGUCACCCUCCCGGUGAUCUUCAAUUCCAGUUACAUCCGUCGAGGUGAGAGUCAUUGGUGGAUGAAAGGCUCCACUCCUACCCAGAUCUCAGAGAUCAUCAUUAAACUUGUUAAGGAUAUGGCUGCAGGUCAUUUGUCAGAAGCGUGGUCAAGAGUGACAAAAAAUGCCAUUGCAGAAACCAUUAUUGCCCUGACCAAGAUGGAGGAGGAAUUCAGAUCUCCAGUGAGAUGUAUUGCAACAACUAGGCUCUGGCUUGCUCUGGCCUCACUGUGCGUUCUCGACCAGGACCAUGUCGACCGCCUCUCCUCAGGGAGAUGGAUGGGAAAGGAUGGACAGCAGAAACAAAUGCCAAUGUGUGAUAACCACGAUGACGGUGAAACUGCGGCAAUCAUUUUGUGCAAUGUGUGUGGGAACCUGUGCACUGACUGCGACAGAUUCCUUCAUCUUCAUCGGCGAACCAAAACUCAUCAAAGGCAGGUCUUCAAGGAAGAAGAAGAAGCUAUAAAGGUUGACCUUCAUGAAGGUUGUGGCAGAACCAAACUGUUCUGGUUGAUGGCACUAGCAGAUUCUAAAACAAUGAAGGCAAUGGUGGAAUUCCGAGAACACACAGGAAAACCCACCACAAGCAGCUCGGAGGCGUGCCGUUUCUGUGGCUCCAGGAGUGGAACAGAGUUGUCUGCCGUUGGCAGUGUUUGUCCCGACGCAGACUGCCAGGAGUAUGCUAAGAUAGCCUGUAGCAAGACCCAUCCUUGUGGCCAUCCAUGUGGAGGUGUUAAAAACGAAGAGCACUGUCUGCCCUGUCUACACGGCUGUGAUAAAAGUGCCACCACCCUGAAGCAGGACGCCGACGACAUGUGCAUGAUCUGUUUCACGGAAGCACUCUCGGCCGCGCCGGCCAUUCAGCUGGACUGCAGUCACGUAUUCCACUUACAGUGUUGUCGACGAGUUUUGGAAAACAGAUGGCUUGGUCCAAGGAUAACGUUUGGAUUUAUAUCUUGUCCCAUUUGCAAGAACAAGAUAAAUCAUAUAGUGUUAAAAGACCUGCUUGAUCCAAUAAAAGAGCUCUAUGAGGAUGUCAGAAGAAAAGCCCUGAUGAGACUGGAAUAUGAGGGUCUGCAUAAGAGCGAAGCUAUCACAACUCCUGGUGUGAGAUUUUACAAUGACCCCGCUGGCUACGCCAUGAAUAGAUACGCAUAUUAUGUCUGCUACAAAUGCAGAAAGGCAUAUUUUGGUGGUGAAGCUCGCUGCGAUGCUGAGGCUGGACAAGGGGAUGAUUAUGAUCCCAGAGAACUCAUUUGUGGUGCCUGUUCUGAUGUGUCCAGGGCUCAGAUGUGUCCAAAACAUGGCACAGACUUUUUGGAAUAUAAGUGUCGCUACUGUUGCUCAGUGGCUGUCUUUUUCUGUUUCGGAACAACGCAUUUUUGUAACGCUUGCCAUGAUGAUUUUCAGAGAAUGACUAGCAUUCCUAAGGAAGAACUUCCACACUGUCCUGCAGGUCCCAAAGGCAAACAGUUAGAAGGAACCGAAUGUCCUCUCCAUGUUGUUCAUCCCCCCACCGGAGAAGAGUUUGCUCUGGGUUGUGGAGUGUGCAGAAAUGCUCACACUUUUUAGAACACUCAGAUUCCUUUGUCUACAGAGAGAGAAGUUGCCUUCAUCUCCCAAGUGGAUGUGGUGAAGUUUAAACUCUGCUCAGGAUAAGGACGGGACCAUUUUUACAUCCAUAAAAAUGAACCAUUCACAGUGCAAGAAGGAUGCCAAAUACCAUGUACAUAAUUCUUGCUAUGGAAAGUUUCCCCAUUGUUUCAGUUUAUCUUCUUUUGAACCAAGACAUCAAACUUGUGAGGUGUUUGCAUGUGGCCAUUUUUGUCAUUGGCCUGUGAAGCAUUGGACAUUUAUAGAUAAUUGAUAUCAAAGAAUUGCCAUGCCCAUGGACUAAGAAUGAUGCUGGCUUUCAAGCAAAAAAAAAAAAAAGAAAAAUAAUCAUUGUUUAUUGUAUACUGCCUUUUUGUAAUCCUGUACAAUUGCAUCACGGGUGGGGAUAAAAAGAGGAAUAUUCUGUUUUAUUUCCUAGACUGUUAUUUAAAAAAAAAAAUUGUGUUAGGAUGGCAUAUAAAUGUAAUAAGUAUCACUGUAUAUAAAGAUAUCAAUGUUUGUCCUGUAUAAGAAUUACUAAAUUACAAAUGCAGUUUCAUUUAAACUUCUAGGUUAAGUUUGAGCCUGAAAUUUUAAUGAAGUGCAAUACUGAGUGUGCCUCAUUAUCUCGCAGCUGUAAACAUUGGAAUGUACAUGUCAAUAAACCACUGUACAUUUUUAUACAGUGACAAAGUC